Molecule: messenger RNA, 612 nt
Organism: Bacidia gigantensis
Lineage: Eukaryota; Fungi; Ascomycota; Lecanoromycetes; Lecanorales; Ramalinaceae
Exons: 2
Coding region: 1-612 (203 amino acids)
Source: RefSeq, a predicted model, not a curated record
AUGCAUCUCACCUUCUGCUCCCUUCCUCUACUCCUCCAGCUCUCAAUAGCAGCAUGCAUCCAGCCUCCAACCGAUGAGACACCUAUGGCUCACUCCCAAACUCCGUUCCUCCACACCCACAAGCCAGCCUGGCACGAGAUCCUCCCAGUCCCUGGCUUGUCACCAGCUCACUACAAUGGCGACCCUAGCAACGACAUCCUGCUGAUCAAGCACCUAGACCUAUUACCUUCUCCAUCAGAUCCGCAUCGACCAUCAACCAUCCACCUCCUCGGCACCCUUCUCGCCGCUCUCCCCACCUCUCCUCGCUUCAUACUCACCACCAGCCUCGGCGGCGCGAUCAUAUCUACGCGCGAAUUCGACCUCUGCGACCAGAACCCCAAUAAUCCUGUUAGCCUUGAAUUCAUACAGGAUGGCCGUUUUGUAACCUGUCCCGUUGGAGAAGGGGAUGUCGAGGUCGUGGCGACUCUGCCACAACUGGCGCACCGUUUAAGAAUUGGAUUCUGGACGGUACGGGUGGAGAUUUUCGGCCGGCUUGAUGGGGAGAGGGUCACGGAUUUUGAGGCUACGAUGGAGGUGAUGGAAGAGGAUGUACGGGGUUUAGAGGAGCUUUGA